AACGAGGCGGACAGAACACUCAUCUACGUGACCCUCUACAUCUCUGAGUGCUUGAAAAAGCUGCAGAAGUGUAACUCCAAAGGCCAAGGAGAGAAAGAAAUGUACACACUAGGAAUCACGAACUUCCCAAUCCCUGGGGAGCCUGGCUUUCCGCUUAAUGCCAUUUACGCCAAACCUGCCAACAAGCAGGAGGAAG
This is a messenger RNA of Eurypyga helias (sunbittern), 196 nucleotides long. It is a transcript of the gene ARPC3, whose product is annotated as actin related protein 2/3 complex, subunit 3, 21kDa. The transcript is spliced from 2 exons. The record is from RefSeq and is a predicted model, not a curated record. Gene Ontology annotation, biological process: regulation of actin filament polymerization; Arp2/3 complex-mediated actin nucleation. The annotation marks the transcript as partial. Gene Ontology annotation, cellular component: cytoskeleton; Arp2/3 protein complex. Lineage: Eukaryota; Metazoa; Chordata; Aves; Eurypygiformes; Eurypygidae. Gene Ontology annotation, molecular function: actin filament binding.